GUCCCUCUCUCUCGCUCACACGGAUCCCCUUAUCACACUCUUCUUAUGAUUUUAUUUUUUGUUUCUCUUCCGACGGCGUUUUUGUCCUUGUCAGCUGUCUUUGCGAUUCCUUGUCCGGAGGAAUUUUCGAGUGUCGGUGUGCUGUGAAAGACAGAAGUGGAAAACAAGAAGGAAAAAAAUAAUGAAGAUAAUUAUUUACCUUCCUUUUAUUCUCAAUAUAUAUAUUUUUUCAUAUUCAAUCAUUUCGUUCUUUUGUUUAUUUCCACGUGACACACUGUGGUAGAAAUGCGGUAGAAGAGUGCCAAGGAAAAUGUGAAUAGAUGAUAUACAGCAAAAAAAAAAAAAAAUUAAAUCUUCAAGACUAUAAUAAGCUUGUGUUGUGAAUUUUCCCAUUAAAUAAACUUUAUUUUAAGAACCAGAAAACAUUUCACCAUGGAGGCGAUAGCAAAACAUGACUUUAACGCCACAGCUGAGGAUGAGCUCAGUUUUAGGAAAGGGCAGAUUCUUAAGGUACUAAAUAUGGAAGAUGACAUGAACUGGUUCAGAGCAGAGCUAGAUGGCAGAGAAGGACUCAUCCCAAGCAACUACAUUGAGAUGAAGAGCCAUGAUUGGUAUUACGGAAGGAUAACUCGCGCAGAUGCAGAAAAACUCUUGCUUAAUAAACACGAAGGAGCUUUCCUCAUCCGAGUUAGCGAGAGUUCUCCGGGAGAUUUUUCUUUAUCCGUCAAUGUUGCAUCAGAUGCAAAUGUAAACCCUCAGUCAUCACAAGG
Molecule: messenger RNA, 770 nt
Organism: Penaeus vannamei (Pacific white shrimp)
Lineage: Eukaryota; Metazoa; Arthropoda; Malacostraca; Decapoda; Penaeidae
Source: RefSeq, a predicted model, not a curated record